Messenger RNA from Sitodiplosis mosellana (orange wheat blossom midge), 5198 nucleotides. RefSeq names its product putative mediator of RNA polymerase II transcription subunit 26 (gene Atx-1). Lineage: Eukaryota; Metazoa; Arthropoda; Insecta; Diptera; Cecidomyiidae. The record is from RefSeq and is a predicted model, not a curated record. Gene Ontology annotation, biological process: regulation of DNA-templated transcription. The transcript has 7 exons. The coding region runs from base 1260 to 3365 and encodes 701 amino acids. Gene Ontology annotation, molecular function: protein binding; RNA binding.
GUGUGUGUGUGUGUGUGUGUGUGUGUGUGUGACUGUGUUUGAUGCGUCGCACGCUGUCGGAAUGUAAAACCGAAUUGCAUUGGUGUGUUUUGACUCCUCGUCAAUCGUUCAGCUGGUGUAUGCGUUUCAGUUGAGUUUUGAACGUUCAACAAUAAGUUUCGGUCGAUCGAUGUUCGCCGGCUAUCGAUUGUAAUCGCUCUCGUCAUUGAGACUGUUUCUCUCUUUCUCGUUUCGCCGAUUCGUAUUUCGCCGAUUUUAUUGUGCAUUCAUUAGCUGGUGAUUUAAAAUGAAUUGAACUAUAUAUGCAAAAUUAAAGCAUAGAAAAAAGAAACAAAAUCAUAUCAAAUCCAGUUCAACAGGAAUGAAAAUUCAUUCAGAUUUUGCAACAAGAAAAAAAAUGAAAUAAAUUAAUAAAUAAGAUUAGAUUUUGAAUGUGUCGACAGUCAAUUGGAGCUUCAUUAUAAAAAUUCCAUCGAUAACGGAUUUUUUUCUAUCCAAAGUGCUGACUGAAUAAUUAUGAAAAUAAAAUUAAAAAAAAAACAAUUUUUCCACUCGACAAAAAAAGAAGAAAUAAUAGAAAAUAAAAAAAAACUUCAAGAAUAUUUCAACUGCACGAAAUAGUCAUUUGGCACCGAAAUCAAUGCUUGGUUUAAAUUAAUGAACAAACAAAUAUGGAAAUUGCCAUCUCUCAAACAAACUGCAGAUGCAAUUAAAAACCCAAAAUUUAUUACAAACAGUGUUUUUUUGUGUGAGUGUGACAACAACGCAGCAGCAGCAGCAGCAUCAUCAGUAGCAGCCACCACAAAUUGAAUAAAUUUUAUUGCCGUCAUCCAAGGAACCCAUUCAUUUCUCUCUAGCCAACAAAAUUCGUGCAUUUUUUUGUUGUUGUUGUUCAUCUCAAAAAGAUAUAAAUUCAACAUUGAAUAACUGUAUAUAGCUCGACAGUGGGUAUAACACGAUAAAGCAGCACACCUGCAAUUUGUCUGUGACAAUAAUUCAUGAUAUAUCCAAGUGUUUGUUUUCGUGGCUAUCGCAUUUAAUAACACGUUGAUAAUUUAUUCAAGUGAAAAAAAAAAAAUUACUCAUUUGUCAUUGUGUUAGUUGAGUGGUAAAGAAGUGAAAGAAAAAAAGGGGAAAAAUAAAACAAAUCAAAAAUCAAAAUUCGUUGCGCCAAAGAAAACAUAAAUACGUAUCUUUAUUUUUCACGAGGUGGUCAUUUGAUUUAUUUCUAAAGUAAAUGUGUGAUAAUUGUUUGUCCGAUGUUAUCUGCUGUUGAGAAUCACUUUGGACCAAGCAGGUUAUACGCGACCGGUGCACAUCAUCCAUACAACAAUAAUAGUGCCGUUGCAAUCAGUGCAAAUAGUAAUUUGAUUGCAGCCCCGUGUCCGAUCGUUGCUGUACCAACGCCUAUGUCAGCUACUGAGUUUGUACGACCCCAUCCAAAACCAAAUCGCAGUUACAAUGGCAGCCAGUCGUUACGGAAUGGCCUGUCUUCGCCAUCAUCACGAGGUAGAUACUCCCAGUUAGACCAACCGGCACCAGUUAAUUUGGCUGUGAGUCAAUCGAUGUCGGAUAAUGGUGCUCUAGUGUUAGGCCAUAAGCCAACCGAUAGAGAUGUAGCUGCACUGUGUGCAGCUGCAAAGCCAUCAUCGUUGGAAAGUGAACAGGAUGCGAUUAGUAGUUCGAUUGCAAGCCUUUACCAGCCACACAAAAUGCCGUAUUGUCCACCACAUUCAAUUCCAGAUGCAACACCUCUAUAUUAUCCCAAUUUCUAUGCGAGGCCAACAAAUGGUUCAGUUUAUGGACAUUCAAUUUAUGCAGCACCAUCAUCACAUGCGCUAGGAGGUGCACGGAAUCCAUUACAUCACGGUGUUGCAACGUAUCCGCAUGUAGAAUCCGCAUAUUCGAAUCCGUACUUAUUCGGUCCGAAUGCCUACAGUCCUCCAGCAGCAGCACGACCGAAUUUAUCUCCACAUUCGCCAAUCGGAACAAUAACCGUUGGAUCAGCAUCACAAAAUAGUAACAAUACCUCGAUCUCAGCACAACCAGCUUCAUCAGGGUCACCUCCGUCGAUGUUCACACAACAGCAGCAACAGCAGCACCAGCAGCAACACCAGCAACACCAGCAACACCAGCAACACCAACGAGAACAACGUGAACACCAACAAUAUCACUUGAAACCCGAACACAUUACAUCGGUGGCAAAGCCACUUAGCACGUAUCGUACGGAGGCCAAAGAAAAAGAGUCAAUAAUAUCGAAUGGAAAGUCGGCUGAUUUUAAAAUACCGUCGGGCAAAGAAGGCUCAUUGAAGCAUCGCAUCCUUACGCGACCGACAUACGGCGAUAAAGAAUCGACAGCGAAACAAAUCCAAAAACAACAAUCACUGCCGACACAUAGUCAAAACAAUACUGUCACAAAAUCAUCGGUCAAAAUCAAGAACAAUAACAGUAGCAACAGUAAUAACAGCAACCACAACGGCAACAGCAGCAACAACAACAACAAUAAUGCAAGCAGCAAAAACAAGAAUCUGGGCACUAGCAGCAACACAAACGGCAGCAGCAACACCAACGGCAGCAGCAACAACAACAGCAACAGUAGUGCAACAAAUUUCAGCAAAGGUACACUCAUUGAACUGUCUAGCGGUGAAUUGAGACGUGUCGAAGACAUGCGUACAGAAGAUUUCAUCACAUCGUCCAGCAAAAAUCCAAAUCUACAAUUAAUCGACACAACGGUCGUUAAAAUGACGUCACAAUCCAAAACUAAAGUCCUAAUCACGUUGAGCUAUAAUAAUAACAAGAUUUGUAUGGACACUCAACCGAGUCAUCCGUUUUUCGUAUAUGGAAAGGGAUGGUCAUCGUUUAGCCCGGACGAAACAUUGCAUGAGCAUGGAUUGAAAUGCAAUUUACUGGAAAUCGGCGAUGUGUGCAUAUCGUUAACACCUCGUGAACAGCAAGCAAGAACAUCGCUUGAGUUUUCGAUUACAUCACCGCAAAAUCUGUCGCGCAAACAGAUGCCUCAUACAAUUUCAACCACAGCCACCGGAACGGCAGUAACCAGCUGGCCGAUUCCGUCAUUUGAACCAUCGUAUAUGCAUCACCGACACCCGAACGAACUAAUUUAUGGUCAUCAUCAUCAUCAUCAUCAUGGUCGACCACUGAAUUCAGAUGCGUCACGGAAUUAUAGUACGGGUUACAGUACAACAAUGGCACCACCACCACCACCACCUUCAUCGAGCAGCGAAAGUUCGGCAUCAAACUCAUACGACGAUGAAGCCAUCGACGCAACGAUGCACUCGAGAAAACGGCGCGCGUGGUCCGUUCCCGAAAACCAUUGUGAUGACCAAAAGAAAAAUAAACCCAAUUAAAAUGCCAACCUCCUCACCACCACCCAUCUCCCACGAUCUCCAUCAAUGAUAUUGACUAUUGCCAGUUGAAGAUUUGAUCCAAUCGGGGGUACAGUGUAUGUGUGUGGUUUUCGAUUUAAAAAAAAAAACAUUCUCAGUGCAAAAAACAAAAUCUCCAUGGCUAAAUUGAAGAGAAAAAAAUAAUGAAACACUGACUUCCUUCUACCGAACUGAACUCAGUUAAGUGCAUUUAAAAUGUGUACGUUUUAACUGAUUCAUUGAAUUCUUAUCGAUGUGAUAAGGCCCAUUUGAAUCGCAAAACUGUUUUAAACAUGUUUCAUAUAGAAAAAAGAAGAGAAAGAUAGACAGACAUAUUUGUGUAAUAACCUUUCAACCCAUCGUUGCGUUUGAGCUAGAGCAUCGAAGAAAUUCAUAUAUACACAAUUCAUAUACGUAUUAAUUACACAACUGUUGGAUUCAUGUAGAAAAUUAAGUUGAAAAUAAUUGCUGCUGCUUUGCUGUCAUUGAAAUGAAAUUUCAUCGGUCUCUCAUUUGUUUUUGGUCUCGUUGAAAAGAGCAUUUGAUGAUUAUUUUAGCUGCCCUCUCCCCCCUCAUUAAAAUCAUCAUCAUUUCCAAACUCUCAAGAACAAGAUUUGUUUUUUAACCAAUAGGACAAAGACCGCAUCCAUUCAUAUAAUGAAUAUAAAUAUUAAAAGAAAAUAUAUAGUAAAACAAGUUUUAUUUCUUUCAAAAAUUCAUCUAAACUGAAUUUAUGUGAUCUUAUUUCACUUUUUAUCCAAUAUAUAUUUUUUUCGGUUUUUCUUCUCUCUUUUUGUAAUUGUGUAAAUAUUUAGCGAAUAUUAUCUGAAAAAAGGAUUUAACUGAUAUAUACGAAUCUAUUGCAAGAGAAGAUGAAAAUGAUGAUAAACUUUCACUGUUAGUGGCAUAUGUGUUUAUUUGUAGGUCAUCUAUUCAAAGAGAAUAUUAUUGAAAUUCAAACAAAAAUAUGCAAUAAACCAUUAAAUAAAUUCAUUUUAUUCACAAAUACACACAUAUUUUUCUAUAGCUAAUCUCUCUCGCGCGCGCGCGAUGCAAAGUUUCGUAAAUUGAUUUGAUUGAUCGUUUCAAUUUUUCUUUCGUUGUUUUUGUGUUAUUAUAAAUUCAGUUUACAAUAAACACUGCCGCUUUUUAUCAAUUUUUCUUGUGUUUUGGAAUUUCAAUUUAUCAAUGGCCGGAAGUAAAUCGUCGAUAAGAGUCAAAGAAAUGAAUGUAGGAUAACAACAAAAAAAUGGGACAGGCUAAAAUAAGAACCCAUGUGAUGAUUGGAAUUAUUUGCAGUAAAUUCAAAAGAGAAGGAAAAAAACAUUUGAUAAAUAUAAAAAAAUUAUAUAUUUUUACAUAAAAGAAUGAGAUUGUUUUUCCUUCGCUCUUUUUGAGAGCGCAAGCAAAACGGAAGUUGAAAGAAAAAUGUUCUGAUUUCAAUGCGAUCUCUCGAUGUAUUUGAAAAUAUGCGUUGAUAAGUCAACCUGAAAUUGAAAAGAAACGAUUGUUUUUUUUCUCUAAGAGAUAGAAGAGAAAAUAUGCAUAAUUUGUGAUGUGAAUAAGAUCGACAGUAGGAAUAUAUGAUAUAAAAUAAACAAAAAAUUAGCUAGACAUAAAAAUGCAUUAUUAAAUAUUGAACUGGAACAAGUCAUUGACACACAGAAUGUGAAGUAAAAAAAGAAGAAAAAAAAAUACACAAAACAAAUUUUGUAUUGAAACGAAUGUGCAACAAGUUUUACGUAAAUUAUUAACAAUUUUUUUUUUGUUCGUUUUGUUUUAGGAACAUGAAUAAAAAAGACUUAAAAAACCGAA